Messenger RNA from Synchytrium microbalum, 2541 nucleotides. RefSeq lists its product as uncharacterized. Gene Ontology annotation, molecular function: structural constituent of nuclear pore. Gene Ontology annotation, cellular component: nuclear pore outer ring; nuclear pore. Lineage: Eukaryota; Fungi; Chytridiomycota; Chytridiomycetes; Synchytriales; Synchytriaceae. The transcript is spliced from 21 exons. Gene Ontology annotation, biological process: post-transcriptional tethering of RNA polymerase II gene DNA at nuclear periphery; mRNA export from nucleus; protein import into nucleus. The record is from RefSeq and is a predicted model, not a curated record. The coding region runs from base 1 to 2541 and encodes 846 amino acids.
AUGAGUUUUCCAUCGAGGACGCCGCUUUCUGAGCGAUAUGCUUCCACUCCAUUACAAGGAAAAGGAAUGGCUGGUGCUGACACAUCAAGAUCUAGCAAGGCUCUAGCUGAAUUUGAUUCAGUCUUUGCAUCAAACUCGAAAAGAAUGCGUCCGAUGGCUACUCCAUACGCAGCCGCAUCAACUCAAAAAGUACCACUGUCGUUACGGGCAGCCAAACUCAAUCAGCCUGCCAGACCUGUCGUAUCAAGACCUCAUGACGAAAUCAACCUUGGAGAUGAGCACGACACGUUUGCAAUUUUGCUGGAAAGCGCUCCUGCAAAUUACGAGGAAUUGCAACUUGUGAAAUCAUUUCAAGAGUUUUGUGAUGCAAGGAUCAGAGCGUUACGUAAUGUAGAUGAAGUCGAUUCUGCUCGAAUAAGAGCUCAAAAUGAAGAAGUACAUAUCUGGGAGCUAGAACGACAUACCUGGGAUUUGAUUCAAAGACUACUGGAUUUUCGGUUGCAAGACGUCGAUCACGACAUGCAGGAAAAUGGGUCAAUUCAUGCAUACUCGGGAGAUUUCAAGCUAGCUCAGAGGGCGAUUGAAUUGGAUUCUCAGUUGCAAGAACACACUCUGGUGGUGAAAUGGCUCGAAGACAUUCUCCCUCCGUACCUGGGAAUUGAUGUGCGGCCAGGAGCUUGGUCUGCAACAGGAACGCAUGUCUCAUCCAGGACACCAUCCGAUACCAUCAUCACAGAGAUGGAUCCGGAUGCUCCUAAUCGACAAAAGAGGAAGCUGGUUGAGGAAGAUCAGACAUAUCAAGACGAAUUUAAUCGAGCCGUAUUUGAAUACAUCCGCCGUGGCCAGUACGAGACGGCAUAUGAUUUAUGUGUUAGUUGUGGUCAGCCAUGGAGGACUGCUAGUUUAUUAGGUGUUUCACGAUAUAGAGAUGGUGUUGUUGAUGAUCUUGAGCUGGAAACAGGUGAGGGAAACCAGAAUGUGGAUUUGUGGAAGGCAGUUUGCUACGCUAUAUCUUGUGAUGACUCGUUUGACAAGAAUGAACGUGCUACAUAUGCAGUCCUGGGAGGUGACAUUCAUAAUGCACUCCCUGUUUGUGAAACAUGGGAAGACGUGAUCUGGUUGCAUUAUACCAUCCUAGUUCAACGUGGAAUUGAAGAUGCUCUUCGACGACAACCUCAGCCAACUGAUGAUGUAGAUGCAAUUACUUUGAGAAUCCCUACGGAAGUCAAAGAUGCAGCUACCAUCUUUCUUGAUCUGUGUAAUGGGAGUCGACCCGAUUUACGGGAGGUUGCAAAUGAGCAAAUUAGAUUAUUGCAAUCCUUCUUCAUCAUGAAUCGAUUAGACGAGUACUUGAGAAAGCUGGUUGCCAUUGUGUCGGAUUCUGACAUUCGACGCUCACUGUCCAUGACCAAACAUUUGCCCAAUAUUUUGAGAAUUGCAGUUCACCUUGUUUUGAUUCUUCGAAACACAGACAGACCCACAGACGAAGCUACCUCUGAUGUUCUCAUUCGGAAGUAUAUUCAGAUGUUGAUUGCUGGUGGACGGCACAAACACAUUGCACUCUUCACCAGCAACUUGCCACGAGAAGAACAAACCACUCUCUACUCUCACUUCUUGGCUGAUAAUCUUGAAUCUCGAGAAACAAGGCAUCAAUACUUUCGACAAGCCUUCCAGCACGGCUUGGAUUACCACCAAAUCUGUCGACAAACAGUCCGAAUCAUACUUGAACGUGGUAUAUUAAAGGAAGCCGUUCCAACAGGCGCUACCAGCGUUGCCAUAUCAGAAUUAUCUGUACCCCUCUCAGAAGUGGAUGCUGUCAUGAUUCGAGCAUUGGAAUGGGUGGCCUUUGAAGAGCAACAACGACAAGAUCUUGUUACGUAUUGCAAUAUUUUGUUGAGACGCUUCCUAAUACACGGUAGAAUGAAUGCAGCUAAAUCAAGCAUGCGUUCAGUGCCGCUACACUUCAUCCCACGAGAAUGGAUUCCACGAACAGAACUCGGUGGUGGUGGUCGCGAUGCCAAUAAACCACGAACAGCAGUAGAAUCAAUAGCUGACGAGUAUGUCAAGUAUAUGAAUCUACUUGACGUGUAUGCCUUGUAUGCUGAAUGGGUGAUGGAAUUCAAUCGAUUGCCUGUUCGUGCUGAAUCUGCUGAUGUUGAUUUGGCCAAUUAUCUGAGAAGGGCUACUACAGAUCUGGAGACCAAGAUUGAAGCCUUGUUGGAUUCUGACUGGUUUGAUGAGGAGGAUAUGAAGGAUAAGAGUGAUGAUGUCAAGACGGAAUUCCGUAUCCUUCGAGACCUGUAUAUUCCUGAAGUGGUGUUUAUACUCCAUCGUAUCUUGUUUGAAACUCGAGACAUUCAGCCUGGCAAUCUGGACAAGAGUCUGCGUAUCGCAGAAACAGUAGCACGACGUGAUGGUCCAUGGAAGGAAAUGCAACGUGCCAACAAGCUAGAUAAAUUCAUGCAAAUGUUGCGUAACUCUGCCCUACAAGCACUUAAUGGUCAAACAGCAACACCUUGGUCAUCGCCACAAACUGUGUAA